Etheostoma cragini (Arkansas darter) is the source of this 2889-nucleotide messenger RNA. RefSeq names its product DnaJ (Hsp40) homolog, subfamily C, member 5 gamma b (gene dnajc5gb). Bases 210 to 896 code for a protein of 228 amino acids. The record is from RefSeq and is a predicted model, not a curated record. The transcript is spliced from 7 exons. NCBI's taxonomy places the organism in Eukaryota, Metazoa, Chordata, Actinopteri, Perciformes, Percidae.
GAAAGGAUUCCUUCCUGUCUUUAGCUUCCUGCGUAGCUCUUCACCGCUGAAGUUUUCCUCCAUGAGGAGAGGCGUUUGAAUAGAGGAAACCGAGUACUAUCAGCUUCACCACAUGGAACAAACUUUAGGACAACCAACGGACACUUUUCGGACUCUAUGAUUCGACCAAAAACAACGAUAUUUAUACUUCCACCGCCAAAUUGUGAAACAUGCAGGACCCAAACAGACCUCAGCGUAAAAUGUCAACAGCAGGAGACAGCUUGUACAAACUCCUGGGGCUGGAGAAAGGAGCAUCUCCAGAAGAAAUAAAGAAGGCAUACAGGAAACUUGCGUUAAGGCAUCACCCCGAUAAGAACCCAGACAACCCAGAAGCUGCUGACACAUUCAAAGAGAUCAACAAUGCCAACUCCAUCCUCAGUGAUGAGAACAAACGGAAGAUCUACGACGAGUAUGGAUCCAUGGGCCUCUAUGUGGCCGAGCAGUUUGGGGACGAGAGUGUCAAAUACUACUUCCUUAUGUCCAAGUGCUGGUUCAAGACCCUUGUGGUGUGCUGCUGUUUUUUCACCGGCUGCUGCUGUUGCUGCUGCUGCUGUUUCUGCUGUGGGAAGUGUAAAAAGCCCGCAGACGAGGAAGACUUUACCUAUAUGGACCCAGAGGACCUUGAGGCAGAGAUCAGAGAUCAGAAUACAGCAGGUGACCAUGUUAUAGUUAUUCAGCCGAGCCCUGGCCCUUCAGAAAAUGGCGUCCCUCCAUCAGCAGGAGACCGUGUUAGAGUUAUUCAGCCGAGCCCUGGCACCUCAGAUAAUGGCGUUACCCCAUCAGGUCAGAAUGCACCCAUUGUGAUUCAACCUCAUUCAACUAACAGCACCUUGGAAACCAAAAGAGAGGAGUCCUGAUAAAUCCACGACGCCAUCAGCUUUACAUUGAUCUUUUUGAAAGAUGAUGAGGUAUACAUGUUGGGUUUGAAUGUGGCAGACAUGCAGAAAACAUGCGUUUGCUUAAAAUUAAAUAAGCAACGAUUUAAGUAGUGCCAUAUUCUCUCUAGUGCCAGUGGGUUUGUCUGUCUAGGUUUGUCCAAUCUAUUUAUUUUUUAAACUUUUUUAAAUAUGGGGUGUUAUCUGGACUGCAUUACAGUGACAUGACAAGCCAUGCAAGUCAAAGCUCUGGAGUAUUUUUUAUUUUUUUUUUCAUGUGCACUUUAACAUCACCAUGUUUAAAAUCCUGAAGCUGCCACGACGGUCGGAGAUAUUUUUUUAAAUGCAACUUAAAAGCAUGAUUAUUAAAAAGCCAACCACUCUGAGAUUUAAGUUUCACCCUGCACAUAAUGUAGAAAUAAAUAAAGGGCUUAUUGAAAUGAUGUACAGAAUAUUGUGAUUAAACCAAACUAUGUAUUUAAAAUGUUUGGAUGUCCAAUUAUGUAUUUAACAAUUUGUAAAUAGCACAAUAAGAAUAAAUAAAGUGCUUCUGACAGGCAUUACAGGGAUAAUUCAACAUCUUGUGUGAAACGCUUAGUCACUAUCUGUCUGACGGUUAGAUGACAUUUCAACUUUUCACAUCAUUUGACAACUCCAGAUUGGUUGUCUGAUUGUUAAGUUGGCCGUGUGGACCUGGCAUCACGUUUGAAGCUAGAGCCAGGAGAUGAUUAGUCCAGCUUAGCAUAAAGAUUGGAAGCAGAAAAAGCUAGCCUGUUUUGAAAGACAAAAAAAAAAUCCAGCUCUGAUGCUAACUUUUUGUUCUCACUGUAAGGUUUUCAACGUGUGUUGUAGUUGCACCACAAAGGUACUGGGCGCAUAGAUACGUUAUUUGCUAAGAAAUAAUUCCUUUAGAACCACAGUUAGAUCAGUAUAAAAUGUCACAUGUAUGUGGUGUGUUUGAGGUUUUCAUAGGCAGAUUUAGUUACCUUUCGACAGCUAGCAGUUCCUCCCUGUUUCCGGUCUUCAUGCCAAGCUAGAGUCAUUGCCUCUUGGCAGCUCCAUAUUAACAAAACAAAGACAUGAGGGGUGUCAAUCCUCUCAUUAAACGCUCGUAAAGAAAGCGACUUAGCGUAUUGCCCAAUAUAUUGAAGUAGUUCUUACUAGUACUUCUAGAUAUUGGUAGCACUGUUGGUCAGUUCACUGUACCUGCACAUAAGGUGACCUCAAGAAAAAACACAAGGGGGUGAAUACCUGUUAAGGUACUGAUAAAGCUCCCACAAAUUAACAGGUAUUUUCUGAAAAACACUUUUCCUACAUUUGACGCUUAAUCUAACUUCACUCGACAUCGAGAUGACUUAUUAGAUUUAUUGCUGAUAAUUUCUCAGAUGUGUCAAGGCCUUUUAAAGACAAUGAUCUCUCUGGUGUGUGUGAGGUGAUUUAUGGCCGCUGUGUGCCAUGAAAUACGGGAAUCAUGUUUUCUGUGUAAAUGCACAAGUAUAUUUUUGAUUGGAAGUUUUAUGACAAAUUGUGUCUAUUAAUAUAAUGCCAUAAAGUAUGUCAUCUUUUAUGUUUGUAUUACUUUUUUCUUUCUUUUUUUUUAGCUCUGCUGGGUGUAGGAAUGUUGGGUUUGUGCAUUUGGUACAAAUCUAAAUAGUAGGUGUGCUUAUGUUUAGCAUUUUGUAUGUUUUUCUCGGUUGACUUUUACAGACACAGUGUUUAAAUAAAGAUCCCAGAAACAAUCCCAGAAAUGUAUUUAAAAGUCAGUUUUGUGUACUUGAGGACUGAACAAAAGUGACAGAAAACAUUUUAGUUGGAUUGUUUUAUAUUUUUCCCUUAAGGUUCGAAUUAUUGAUUAAACAAAAAAAAUGUAUAUUUUAUCAUGUCAAUAUUUAGUUUUUUUUCCCAAUUCUUUCAACUUUUCCAUGGUGGUUUCUGUAGAUUGUAUGGUUUAUUGAUCAAAUAAACUUUGAGACUG